Messenger RNA from Stegostoma tigrinum, 7765 nucleotides. Its product is annotated as TBC1 domain family member 30-like. The transcript has 2 exons. Bases 224 to 1057 code for a protein of 277 amino acids. NCBI's taxonomy places the organism in Eukaryota, Metazoa, Chordata, Chondrichthyes, Orectolobiformes, Stegostomatidae. The record is from RefSeq and is a predicted model, not a curated record.
UAGGAAGCACAGGUAAACCGUGUAACACGUUCCUCGGUACAAAAGGUUCUGUUUGGUCUUUUCGACUGGAUUCUUUUUGCAGUUGGCUGACUUUUUGACAAUUGCGGGUAUUCUGCAACCGUGACAAACCCUGUGAGCAUUCGUAGGGAUAACCGGUGAAUCUCCCCAUGCGGCCGCUGAGUCAUCAGCCGUCUGUGUGUUUGCUAACUUUAAACAAACGAGGAUGUUCUUAUCAAGCUGCUGCCCAAAGUUAGCCUGCAUUUGGCAGCAGAUGGUUCGGGGGAAAGUGUACCUGACUCAAAUAAUCAACAGGCGGAACCACCCGGCAGUGAAAUACCAGCAGAGUAGCAGCAGAGAAGACAACUCGCUUCUGAUGGAUAUAAGUGAACUGGAAGAGCAGUAUGACUCCAUACGACAGAAGCAGAAAGAACAGACACACGUUGUUUUUAGAACAGGUAAAAGUAAACAAGAAAGUGGAGAGUUCUUCAAGCUCCAAGUCAAAACAGUUUCAGUCAACUGCACAGUAAGAAAACCAAAGGCAUUUGAAGAACACCUUCCUGUUAACAGUGUCAUGCUUGACUUUCCAAACAAAAAUUACAUCCAGGAUGUUGAAACUCCUUGGCGCACACAUCUAGAUAUUCACCGUGUGCUGCAAGCACAGAAAACAGGUCAAAAGAGUCAACUGCAGGAAUACAAGGAAGCAGAUGAGCAAAAUCAACAGCUAGCCUCAAUGAGCAAAAAAGGCCUACUUAAUAAAAGUAGAAUUGAGUCAUGUAAUUAUAACAGAACCAAUGGUGAAGUAACAGCACACAUCACCUGCAAGUCUAUUGAAUUAAAGGCAACCCAUUCUUUCACAAACCACAAUCAUUGCAUUCCUAAGAUCAAUAAAAGAUUUUCAUUUCCAAAUGAGAGAUCAAGUAUAUGGUCAAGCAAAAGUGGGCUUCUCACUAAAAUAGCACCAGUUGCCAUAAAAGGGGAUUAUUACCCAUUCCCUCAAAUGAAGUCUCCAAGGAAGUCUGACACUGCCAAGAACCUUGGCUUAUACGCCAAACAGUAAGACAGCUUCACCAAAACAGUAAGUGCUAAGCCCUAAAAAGUGACUUAUUCCUCGGAAAUGCAAUUGCAAAUGAAAAUAAUAGCUACUCCAUUUUGGGACGUCAGCUUUCUGUUUCUUUAGAAGCCUGUUAAGAGAAUUUCCUUUCUAAAAAUAAAUUAGCUCCUUAAGAGAGUCUGCAAAAGAAAUUAAUGAUACUCAGUGAAAUGACAUGAUUGAAGUGGUACAAAACAAGUUUACCCUGGUUGAUCAUACAUCUUAAGAAUGAGAUGUGCAUUGAUUGAAUACGAAUCAUUUCAUUUAUUCCAUAAGUAAUUGGGGUCACUAAUUUUAAAGAGUUGUUAAAACCAUAUGUGUAAAUUAUAAUGUUGUAAACUUAUUAACUGUGUUUAGUGAAAAAUCAACUGUAUAGUACUUCUUUGCACUCUCUCUUGCUUUUGUCAGGAUCCAGUUUUCAGGGGGGAAAAAAGUUAAGCUUCUUCAUUUUUCUUCCUAGAUAUAAAAUAUCAUGCUAUUGUACACACCACCCAAUAAUCUUCUGAAAAUCCAGUGAAACAUAUUGAUCAUGACAAGGCAGUUCAAAUGAUAUUUGCAGCUGAGAUUAAAACCAGAGACUGACAUCUGAAAGCAUAAUACACAUACACAAAACUCUAUUAUAUCAACAGUCUUAGCUUGAUUGAAGUAAAUGGACUAAAGUCCCACUUAAAAUUGUGAAGUAAGGAGUUCUGUACAAAAGUAUUAAGCAGAUCUGUAAUGCCUCUUGCAUGAGUUGUAUAACUGAAGUCCUAUCUGUUUACUCGGAGAGCUAUCAAAGAUCAGUUCUUCCAGUUUCCUGAUCAAGACAUAUCUCAUAAUAAUCACCACCAUUAAAACAAAAAGGAUGAUGUUUGAGGGAACUUGCUGUCUAUAAAACUGACUGUCACAUUUUCUUUAAAUCAGUUCAAAAGUUAGUUAGUUCAUUGAUUGUAAAGAACUUAAGAUUCUAAUUAGACCUCAAAUAUGCCUCAUAGCCAUUGAGGGUAGAACCAUAAUACCACAGAUAUAGAAGCAGAAUCGAGCCAUUCGGUCCUUUGAGUUUCCCUCUCCAUUCCAUCAUAGUUGAUAUGCCUUUCAACCCCUUUCUCCUGCCUUCGCCCUGUAACCCUUGAUCCCUUUACAAAUCAAAAACCUACCUAUCUGUCUUAAAUGCUGUCCAUUAAAUUGGCCUCCACAGAUUCAUCACCUCUGGUUUAAGAAAUUUUUUCUGUUCUCAGUUCCAAAGGAUCAUCCCUUCCCUCUGAGGCUAUGCCCUUGGGUCCUCGUCUCUCUUGCUUGUGGAAACAACCUCUCCAUGUCUACUCUAUCCAGGCCUCUCCAUAUUCUGUAAAUUUCAAUGAGAUUCCCCCCCUCAUCUUCCUAGAUUCCUUUGAGUACAGAUCCAGAGUCCUCAACUACUCCUCACAUAAAAAGUCCUUUAUCCUCAUAGAUCAUUCUUCUUUAUCUCCUCUGUACUCCUCCAACACAUCCUUCCUUAGAAACAGGCCCCAAAACUGCUCAAUACUCCAAAGGCAAUCUAACCAUAGCUUUAUACAGCUUCAGUAGUACAUCUCUGCUCUUGUAUUCUGGCCGUCUCAAAAUGAAUGUAAACAUUGGUAUUUGCUUUCCUAACUGUCAAAUGACCUCAAAAGGAUCCUGAACUAGGAUUUCCAAGUUCCUUUGUGCUUCAGGUUUCUGAGGCCUUUCCCCAUUUAGAAAAUAGUCCAUGCCUCUAUUCUUCCUAUUGAAGUGCAUAACCUCAUAAUUUCCCACAUUGUUUUCGUCUGCUUCUUCUUUGUGCAGUCUUUUAGCCUGUCCAAGUCCAUCUGCAGCAUCCCCACGUCCUUAACACUACCUGUCCCUACAUCUGACUUUGUAUCAUCUGCAAACUGAGCAACAAUACCCUCAGUUCCUACAUCCAGAUUGUUAAUGGACAACAUGAACAGUUGUGGUCCCAACAUUGACAACUGCAGAACUCCACUAGUCAGCAGCUGCCAAUCUGAAAAUGACAGCUUUAUCCCCACUCUCUGCCUUCUGCAAGUUAGCCAAUCCUGUCUCCACACCAGUACCUUGCGCCACUUGUUAGAAUACAUGCUAGCAAGCUUCCUUCAAUUAAUUUAGAGGGGGAAAAUGGAAGGAUGGUUACAACAGGUUAGGAAGAGGUAACGUGAGUGGAAACAGGCUUGCGUACAGUAGUAAUACCAACAUGGAUUAGUCAAAUAGAAUAAUCUGCUUCUGAUUGUGUAAUUUAUCUGCAAAGAUUAUUACCCUUCACAACCUUGUUUCAGCCCAAUUUGUUAAUUCCAGGCAUCUGUUACUGUUCAGACUCCAGCUUCUGCAAUUGUACUUUUUCUUCCUCUACCCAUUCCAACGAGAAUAGCAAAGCCUACAAUCAUCACCUUGUGGCACAGUGGUUGUGUCUCUACCACUGCUUCCGAAGGUCCAGGUUCAAAUCCCAACUCUCCCAGAUGUGUUAUAUCAUGACAAGUUGAUCAAAAAUAUUUACAAUCAUCACACUUCCCAUUUUCUGAAAUAAUUUUCUCACUUCAUCAAAAGAAAAGGCUGCUCAAAAUUUAUAACUUCAGGUCAUCCCUUUAAUUUUCACUCAAUUCUUGAUUAGAACACUUUAAUUGGAUAGUGACGAAGGAUGCUGUAGGUUGCAGAGAGACAUAGAUAAGCUGCAGAGCUGGGCUGAGAGGUGGCAAAUGGAAUUUAAUGCAGACAAGUGUGAGGUGAUGCACUUUGGUAGGAAUAACCAGAGGGCAAAGUACUGGGCUAAUGGUAAGAUUCUUAGUAGUGUAGAUGAGCAGAGAGAUCGCGGUGUCCAUGUACACAGAUCCUUGAAAGUUGCCACCCAGGUUGACAGGGCUGUUAAGAAGGCAUACAGUAUUUUAGCUUUUAUUAACAGAGGGAUCUAGUUCCGUAACCAAGAGGUUAUGCUGCAGCUGUACAAAACUCUGGUGCGGCUGCACUUGGAGUAUUGCGUACAGUUCUGGUCACCGCAUUAUAAGAAGGAUGUGGAAGCUUUGGAAAGGGUGCAGAGGAGAUUUACUAGGAUGUUGCCUGGUAUGGAGGGAAGGUCUUACGAGGGGCUGAGGGACUUGAGGCUGUUUUCAUUAGAGAGAAGAAGGUUGGGAGGUGACUUAAUUGAAACAUAUAAAAUAAUCAGUGGGUUAGAUAGGGUGGAUAGGGAGAGCCUUUUUCCUAGGAUGGUGACAGCGAGUACGAGGGGGCAUAGCUUUAAAUUGAGGGGUGAAAGAUAUAGGACAGAUGUCUGAAGUAGUUUCUUUUCUCAGAGAGUAGUAAGGGAAUGGAAUGCUUUGCCUGCAAUGGUAGUAGAUUCGCCAACUUUAGGUACAUUUAAGUCGUCAUUGGAUAAGCAUAUGGACAUACAUGGAAUAGCGUAGGUUAGAUGGGCUUCAGAUUGGUAUGACAGGUCGCCACAACAUCGAGGGCCGAAGGGCCUGUACUGUGCUGUAAUGUUCUAUGUUAAUUAUGUAAAAAACAUUUUUUAUAUCAAAGGUUCUACAGAAGGUGUGUAUUUGUAUUCAAACAUGCUGCACAGAUUUUGUUAACAAACUCAGUUAAUGUAUCAGUGAUAAAUAUUACAAAGUUUCUGUUUCAAUUCUUUCUAAAAGCUUUUAUACAUCAUACUAUCUAGUUUAUUUUUAAUAUUGCAUUAUUCAUAUUCCUACACUUUACACUUGCUGUAAAAUAUAAGUUUUGAAAUAAAAAGAUUCCUUUCACAGGUAAUCUGACUCAAAUACAGGCUGAAAAGGACAAGUUUUGUUGAAGAUGUUCAUUUAGCAUUUAUCAGGAUAAUUUGCUGGAAUACCAAUGAAAAGCGCAAAUAAAAUUUAGACUGUCUGAGAAGACAGUGCUGUGGUAGCAAUUGAUUGACUGGUAGAGGCAUCGCUAUGGAGAAUUCACCAGUUAUAUAGUGACUAACAGUUAAUUGUCAAAAUUUGUUUAAACUAUAAAUGAGAUAGAUUGUUUCUGUCUCUGAUUGGUCAGGAUACUUCCCUGCAAUGUUAUUUUCCCAUUAUGUUGCAUUCUUGCAAAUUGUCCUGAUGAGUGAAAGACAAAAAGGUUCAACGAAACUUCUUUUUUCAUCAAUGUUUAGGUUCUGCACCAACAAAUAACAGUCAAAUCAAUAUUAUUUGUCCACUGAAGUGAAUUGCCUUGUAUGCUAUAUUACGCAAUUGAAUCAAGUUCUAAUUGGAAAGAAAAUGAUGACAACAGUAAAUCAAUAAAUAUGUAGUUCAACACUUCGCAAUCUUCAGUUGAGUGAUACUAAUGAUAUCACACAACAGAUGGAUGUUGGACUCCAUUGUAUCACAGAAUCCUUAGCUUCUCGUGGCCAAGGCUAUGAAGAGAAAUGUUAAAGAAAACUGCAUUCUCUUCUACAGAUAACAAAGUGUGGAGCUGGAUGAACACAGCAGGCCAAGCAGCAUCUCAGGAGCACCCUCAGCUUCCGGGACCUCUCUGUCUCCAUCUCAGGCAACCAGCUAGAAACUGAUGUCCACUUCAAGCCCACCGACUCCCAUAGCUACCUAGAAUACACAUCCUCCCACCCACCCCCCUGCAAAAAUUCCAUCCCCUAUUCCCAAUUCCUUCGCCUCUGCCACAUCUGCUCCCAGGAUGAGGCAUUCCACUCCCGCACAUUGCAGAUGUCUGCGUUCUUCAAGGACCGCAACUUCCCCCCUGCAGUGAUCGAGAACGCCCUUGACCGUGUCUCCCGCAUUUCCAGGAACACAUCCCUCACACCUCGCCCCCGCAAUAACCGCCCUUAGAGAAUCCCCCUUGUCCUCACAUACCACCCCACCAACCUCCGGAUACAACACAUCAUCCUCCGUCACUUCCGCCAUCGACAAUCUGACCUUACCACCCAAGACAUUUUUCCAUCCCCAACCUUGUCUGCCUUCCAGAGAGACCACUCUCUCUGUGACUCCCUUGUCCGCUCCACACUCCCCUCCAACCCCACCGCACCCGGCACCUUCCCCUGCAACUGCAGGAAGUGCUACCCAUGCCCCCACACCUCCUCCCUCACCCCCAUCCCAGACCCCAAGAUGACUUUCCAUAUUAAGCAGAUGUUCACCUGCACAUCUGCCAAUGUAGUAUACUGUAUCCCCUGUACCCGGUGCAGCUUCCUCUACAUUGGGGAAGCCAAGUGGAGGCUUGGGGACCGCUUUGCAGAACACCUCCGCUCGGUUCGCAAUAAACAACUGCACCUCCCAGUCGCGAACCAUUCUAACUCCCCCUCCCAUUUCUCAGAUGACAUGUCCAUCAUGGGCCUCCUGCAGUGCCACAAUGAUGCCACCCGAAGGUUGCAGGAACAGCAACUCAUAUUCCGCUUGGGAACCCUGCAGCCCAAUGGUAUCAAUGUGGACUUCACAAGCUUCAAAAUCUCCCCCUCCCCCAUUGCAUCCCAAAACCAGCCCAGCUCGUCCCCUCCCCCCACUGCAUCACAAAACCAGCGCAGCUCGUUCCCGCCUCCCUAACCUGUUCUACCUCUCACCUAUGCCCUCCUCCCACCUCAAGCCGCAUCUCCAUUUCCCACCUACCAACCUCAUCCCGCCUCCUUGACCUGUCCGUCCUCCCUGGACUGACAUAUACCCUCCCCACCUACACUCUCCUCUCCACUUAUCUUCUCCUCUAUCCAUCUUCGGUCCGCCUCCCCCUCUCUCCCUGUAUGUUUCAGAACCCUCUCCCCAUCCCCCUCUCUGAUGAGGGGUCUAGGCCUGAAACGUUUUAGCUUUUGUGCUCUUGAUAUGCUGCUUGGCCUGCUGUGUUCAUCCAGCUCCACCCUUUGUUAUCUUGGAUUCUCCAGCAUUUGUGGUUCCCAUUAUCUCUGCAUUCUCUUCUAUAUUAUGUUUAAAUUUUGAUAUGUUUAAAAAUGGACAAUAUUUCUGGACUCAUAAAUUAGCCACAGCCAAUCACAUAAUCAUGUUUUCUGAAGCUCCUGAACACCCUAUAUUGCAUAAACAUUCCAGCUAAAGCUGAAAUAAAGGAACUGAAGAUGGACCAUCCGCUUCCAACCUUCGCUAGAUGAAGAAAAUCGUUUAAAUCUGUUAUGCAAUGAUGGACGCUAACACAUUUAUAAUUGUCUUGUCACCUUGCAAUAGAAACUCAAAAGGGGGAUGUAAAGGUUUGUUAAUGACCUUCCAAUUAGCCCACUGAAAUAGACUAUUGGCACCUGAAAUGCCAAUCCUUAUCACAUGACUGAAACUGGGACCGGCUGCAGCGGACUAAAUAUACAAUUCUAGGAUUCAAAGUCAGUUGCUGUUUGAACUCUACAGAGUAAUCAGAUCUCCACGCUGAGCUGACAGCCUAUCUCAGACCUUCCAUCUUUGUCUCUAAGUUGCUAACUUGAAUGGACCAACACUUUGCCUGCAAGAAAGAAAACGAUUUGGCCCAGAUCACCAAGGAACCUAUUACUGGACUCUGACCUCCAAGAAGUUAUAACUCAUGUGAUCUGAUUUUCAAAACUUCUGGAUUUACUAAAACUAUUUCAACUCCUGUCCUAAUCUAAAACAACUGCAGAUAUGAAAAUCUGAAACAAAAACAGAAAUCGCUGAAGAAACUCAGCAGAUCUGGCAGCAUCUGUGGAGAGAAAGCAGUUAACAUUUCAAGUCCAGUGAUCCUUCUUCAGAAGUCCUAUCUAUCUUCCUUAAUUUCAAGAGAAACUUGCAUCAA